GCUCAGUGAAAACGGAGCUGAGUGCCCACCACCAAGAAAGUUUUGAUUCUACCAUCGUACGAGUCAUACAUUUAGUGUAAGAUUUUAAAAGAUGUCCAGUACUAUUGAUGCAUCAAGGAAAUGGCUGCCAAGACCUCUGGUUGGGGCAAAGCUUGCUGGCUCUUACUGCAUGCAUGUUUCUACCAUCUUCGUUUGUACCAUUGCAGUCUCGUCUGCUUUCUAGGUGCCUUGCAUGGCACUGGCACUGACAUGAGUUGGACCUUACUGUCAUGUCAAUUGAUGGGUGUGAAGUGGUGCCCUGUGCCCUGCAUCUGUUCUUGGACGAAACAAUGUCUUGGUUGUGCGCCUUCGUUGUAAGACCACUCUGGUGGCAAAACUCAAAACGCUCACCCUAAUCAGCGACAGAGGAGCCAGUGGCGCGGUUAACCGUUUGGAGGCCCCGCUAUUUUUCCACAGCUGUUGCCACCGCACAAUUUGGUUAGUCGGCGGGUUGAGAAGUCAAAAGAUCUCGUGCAUGUGUGUGUGGACGACCGAAUGAGACAGCUAUCGAUUUGAUUUGGGUUUGUCAAUCUUGGAGCUGUUUCUGUCUGGAUAGCGCUUGUAGAGGCUGUCAAGAAGAAGGGCUAGCUAGCUAGAGUGGGAAACUUGUUGUCAGUCAGUGGUCACGCAUUUGGUUUCUCACGAUCGAGUGAUAGCCUACUCUAUUGUAUUGGACAUUUUUCUCCUUGCGUUUCCACCUGAUUCCCCGCUAUUACUUUUCUUCCUCUCGCUUUGAGCCAUCCACCAUGGACGCCCAACAACUAGCUCAAGUAGAGGCUCUCUGCGAGACGCUGUACACGGGAAUGCCAACGACAGACGAGAAUGGCCAGCAAGUGUCUCGCAAUGAAGCGCAGCAACGCCUUUUGAGUCUUCAGUCGUCGGCCGAGUACAUUCCCCAAUGCCAGUAUAUCUUGGACAACUCCAACUCGCAAUACUCUCGACUUGUGGCCUCCAACAGCUUGAUAGAACUCAUCACGAUUCAUUGGAACAGCUUCACAGUGCCACAACGAAUUGACAUUCGAAAUUACGUCCUUGGUUAUUUGGCCAACAAUGGACCGCAGUUACAAGAUUUUCUCACUCUCUCUCUUAUCAAGCUCGUCUGUCGCAUCACCAAGCUGGGAUGGUUUGACGACCCCACCCAUCGGGAACUAGCAGACGAUGUCACGAAAUUCCUACAAGCCACCGUGGAUCAUUGCAUUCUGGGACUCAAGAUUCUAAACCAACUCGUUGAUGAGCUCAACAUUCCUACCACUGGACGGACACUCACACAGCACCGUAAAACGAGCGUCAGCUUUCGAGAUGUAUGUUUACUGAAGGUCUUUCAAUUAGGAUUGACUACCUUGAAGCAACUGCAAACACGGGCCAUUACUGCGAAUCCAAGGCAAGAGGGAAUCCUAGGGGAACAAGCUUUAUCACUCACUGUGCGCUGUUUGAAUUUUGAUUUCAUUGGAACUAACCCUGAUGAAUCAACCGAAGAUGUUGGAACGAUUCAAGCACCCACUUCAUGGCGACCUUUGCUGCAGGACCCCGCCACCACUGAGCUUCUAUUUGAAUUUUAUGCUACUGCCGAUCCACCGCGCUCGUCCAAAGCCAUGGAAGCCAUCAUUCUACUCUCGUCCGUGAGGCGCUCUCUGUUUCCCACCGACAAAGACAGAGCCGCUUUCCUGGGACGACUCAUGGGUGGCAUUCGUGAAAUGUUGCUCAAGGAGACUGGUCUCCAACAUCAGGAUAAUUACCAUCAAUUCUGUCGGCUUUUGGGACGAUUGAAGGCAAGCUACCAACUCAGCGAAUUGGUUAAGGCAGAAGGAUACCUUGAAUUCCUCGAACUGGCAGCGAAAUUCACAGUACAGUCCAUUCGAAACUGGCAGUACAGCACAAAUUCAAUACAUUACCUCCUAGCGCUUUGGGCGCGCUUAGUGGCGGCAGUACCUUACGUACGACCGGAAACUGGAGCACGAGGUCACGUCCCGCAUCUAGAAAAGCAAGUACUCUUGGUGAUGGAAACCUACAUUGAUAGUAUGCUGGGAUCGGUCGAGACAGUGCUUCGCAGUGACGGUGCAUUGGACGAUCCAUUAGACGACGACGGCUCUCUCAGAGAGCAGCUGGAUCGUUUGCCAGUAAUCUGCCGAUUCCAAUACGGGAGGGUCGCCAACAUGAUGUUGAACAAAUUCGACCCACUGCUUAACCAAUAUCGAGACCUGAUGGCACCUCUCGGCGCCAACGCUACCUCAUCCGCGCCUCAGGACGUGCAACAACGAAUGGCUAUCAUCGAGGGACAGUUGACAUGGUUGACUUACAUGGUUGGAGCUGUCGUCGGAGGUCACAGCUGGUCCUCAGCGCAAAUGGCAGACGGAGAAGAAACCAUUGACGCAAGUCUCAGUCGACGGGCCCUUCAACUUGCCCAGGGUGUAGAUUUUCGCCUUACUUCGUCCAAUGGUGCCGGCCGCUCAGAUCCUAGACUGGAGCAGGCGCUACUCUUCUACUUUCAGAAUUUCCGACGGGUUUACAUGUUUAUGUGGGAUCAAAUGUCUGGGUCCAACUCUGGUGUAUCCGGAGACAAUCUGUCGUCUGUUGUUGGCAUGAUUGCUUCGAAAUUGGACUCUGGGCCGUCUACGAAACAAAAGAUUUACCAACGAAUGUUUGAUCACUUGGGAAUGGGUGACCACACUGUUGUGGCUAAUCUGAUCGUGACGAAAAUGGGAAACAACCUGAAAUAUUGGCCCGAGGAACAAGAAAUCAUCGGAAAGACUCUCGACUUGCUACACGACAUGGCUCAAGGCUACAGCAGUUCCAAACUCCUCCUUACGCUGGAGACUGUUCGCUUCCUAGCCUUACAUCACACCGAGGAUCAAUUCCCGUUUCUUUCAAUCCCCGGCAAUACGCGACAUCGCACCACUUUCCACGCCACCUUAACGCGUCUGUUGCUGUCUCCGCAAGGAGAAGAAAAGCUGGGACUGACGUUUGACCAAUUCCUCAAGCCGAUUGUGACAGUCAUGGGGCAACUCGGAAGUUUGUCGCCUCAGGACCUACGAAACGAGAAUUGUCGUCGACCGCUAGUUGGCGUAUUUCGAGAUCUUCGUGGCAUUGCAGCUAGUCUUCACAACCGAAAAACAUACAGCGGUCUCUUUGAUAUUCUGCACCCCAAUCAUCUUCCGUUGCUCGCAAAGGUUGCCGACGUCUGGCACGACCAAACUGAAGUCAUCAUUAGUCUGCUGCGAUUUCUGCACGAGUUCUGUCACAAUAAAGCCAACCGAGUGAACUUCGAUCAGAGCAGCCCCAAUGGAAUUCUGUUGUUUCGCUGUACUAGUGACGUGGUUUGUGCUUACGGACGGCGGCUGCUGGCAACACCACCGCCCGCUAGCGGCGAUCGGGACAUUUACAAGAUUCGGUACAAGGGGUUGGCGCUGUCUCUAAACGUCCUGAAUUCGGCUUUGGGCGGAAAUUACGUGUGCUUCGGAGUCUUUGAGCUCUACAAUGACAGAGCCCUGGACAAUGCACUUGAUGUUGCACUACAAAUGACACUGUCUGUCCCAAUGGAUGAUGUGAACUCCUAUCCGAAACUGAGCAAAGCAUACUACAGCUUCAUCGAGAUUUUGUUUCGAAAUCACCAAAAGACUGCCUUCGCUCUGGACACGAAUGUCUUCAUGCAAAUCAUGGCAACUGUGCACGAUGGAUUGCAGUCGAGUGACGCAACAAUCAGUGCUUUUUGCGCGAACACGAUCGAUCACAUGGCCACUUACUACUUCAACAACUCGGGAAAGGAGAAGGUCGAAAUGAUGAAUCUGAACAAGCACCUGACUGCACAGCCCAAUUUGUUUUCGAGUUUGACAGCCACUCUGUUCAAUUUGUUGCUUUAUGGACCCCCUCAGAACCAUUGGGCUGUGAUGCGACCAGUGCUGAGUCUGAUGUUGGCAAGCGAAACAAGUUUUACAGCUUACAAGGACCACUUGAUUACUACUCAGUCUCCUGAGAACCAAACCAAGCUGAACGAGGCUUUGAACAAGCUACUUGCGGAUGUUCAGCGAAGUCUCGACAAUGCCAAUCGCGAUCGCUUUACGCAAAAGCUGACUGCAUUCCGUGUGACAGCUAGAAGCUUUUUGACAAUCUAGAGAAUGGUGCUGUUGUUGGCUUUGGUUGUCGUUUUGUACAAGUACCGGUAAGAUGACACUUCUACUAGCUAGAUCCAUGGCCGUCGUUCGGCCUGAAUGAUUUGAACAAGCAGUGCCCCAACUUUCACCCGACAGCCACCACAGGAUCACUACAGCCACUUCUGGCGUCAUCAGGAAAUGCAACACGAGGAGACGAAGAUGGUAGAACUGUGAUUAAGCGUUGACUGUAAGCAAAUAGAGCAAUACAAUGAGCUUCGUCCUGGCUAUCUAGGUACUGGUAUAUAGGUGGCUAUUAGACCGUAGCCAGGAAAACAGCCGAUCCUUUAACGAGGUGUGGCGAGCUUUUACAGCACGGUGCCAGGUACCGUACCGGAGUCGCUGUUUCGGGCCAACACCGCUUGAAGUUUGUUGUGGUCUGGUUUCUGUUUCUCGAGCUGCCUUUCCCUUUUUGAAGUUCACUUCCUUCUUCUGAAUUCUGAACCCGCCGGGGACGAAAGGGCGCCCACAAACAUAUGAUACAAAGUU
Messenger RNA from Seminavis robusta, 4673 nucleotides. The record is from the annotation of a GenBank genome assembly. NCBI's taxonomy places the organism in Eukaryota, Bacillariophyta, Bacillariophyceae, Naviculales, Naviculaceae.